Messenger RNA from Phascolarctos cinereus (koala), 1396 nucleotides. Lineage: Eukaryota; Metazoa; Chordata; Mammalia; Diprotodontia; Phascolarctidae. The record is from RefSeq and is a predicted model, not a curated record.
AACCAUCUCACCAAACGACAGUCCGGUGCGAGGUCCCCCCUCAGGAAGGUGUGGGGAAUGGAUUUUGCUCCAGUGGGAAAAGCGUGUGUCUAGAAGUGGUGCUAAUGGGAAGAGAUUUCGGUGUUUUAAAAGAGGAUGAUUUGUCACAAAGAGAAGCUCGCUCAGUGGUCUGAGCUGUAGCCGUGUAGAUCACUGGAGAACUCUUGUGUCCAGGGAGAGAACUGAUCCGAAGAUCGGUGUAAACAUGCCUGUUCGCAGAGGUCAUGUGGCACCACAAAAUACAUUUUUGGGGACCAUCAUACGGAAAUUUGAAGGGCAAAAUAAAAAAUUCAUCAUUGCAAAUGCCAGAGUGCAGAACUGCGCUAUCAUUUACUGCAAUGAUGGGUUCUGUGAAAUGACUGGGUUCUCCAGACCAGAUGUCAUGCAGAAACCAUGCACCUGUGAUUUCCUUCAUGGGCCAGAGACCAAGAGGCAUGAUAUUGCCCAAAUUGCCCAGGCAUUGCUUGGGUCAGAGGAAAGGAAAGUGGAGGUCACCUACUAUCACAAAAAUGGGUCAACCUUCAUUUGUAACACUCACAUAAUUCCAGUAAAAAACCAAGAGGGAGUGGCUAUGAUGUUCAUCAUCAAUUUUGAAUAUGUGACUGAUGAGGAGAAUGCUGCCUCCCCAGAGAGGUUCAACCCAAUAUUACCAACAAAACCUGUAAAUCGCAAACUUUUUGGGUUCAAGUUGCCUGGUCUGAGGCUCCUGACCUACCGAAAGCAGUCCUUACCACAAGAAGACCCUGAUGUGGUAGUGAUUGACUCAUCCAAGCACAGUGAUGACUCAGUGGCCAUGAAGCACUUUAAAUCCCCUACAAAAGAAAGCUGCAGUCCCUCGGAAGCAGAUGACACAAAAGCAUUGAUACAACCUAGCAAAUGUUCUCCCUUGGUUAAUAUCUCGGGGCCGCUUGAUCAUUCCUCUCCCAAACAGCAAUGGGACAGACUCUACCCUGACAUGCUGCAGUCAAGCUCCCAAUUGACUCAUUCCAGAUCAAAGGAAAGUAUUUGUAGUAUACGGAGGGCAUCUUCAGUACAUGAUAUAGAAGGAUUCAGUGUCCAUCCCACGAAUGUAUUUAGAGACCGACAUGCAAGUGAAGACAAUGGUCGCCAUGUCAAAGUUUCACGUUCCUGGAUGGCAGGGGGACCUUUUAAUCAUAUCAAGUCAAGUCUACUGGGAUCCACAUCUGAUUCAAAUCUCAACAAAUACAGCACCAUCAACAAGAUUCCUCAGCUUACUUUGAAUUUUUCAGACGUCAAAACUGAAAAAAAGAACACAUCCCCUCCAUCUUCUGAGAAAACAAUUAUUGCACCCAAGGUUAAAGAUCGAACACACAAUGUGACAGAGAAAGUUACCCAG